Molecule: messenger RNA, 2190 nt
Organism: Oncorhynchus mykiss (rainbow trout)
Lineage: Eukaryota; Metazoa; Chordata; Actinopteri; Salmoniformes; Salmonidae
Product: arg8-vasotocin receptor-like
Biological process (GO): G protein-coupled receptor signaling pathway; cellular response to hormone stimulus; regulation of systemic arterial blood pressure by vasopressin
Cellular component (GO): plasma membrane
Molecular function (GO): peptide binding; vasopressin receptor activity
Source: RefSeq, a predicted model, not a curated record
CUUUUAUCAAUCAUAUUCAACAUGGAUUCAAUUGGAAAGAGUCUAGUUUAGGGGUGGAUGUCGUCUAUUCCUUUUGUAUUCUGUGGAAGAAAGGCUUUUCAUUAGGCCCAUGUGGCUGAUGGUCACAAAGUACUGGUCUAUGUCUACAAUUAAUAUUGACAGAAAAUGGAAAUGAGGGACAUUGAAGGAAAUGAAUGUGCACUCACGUGUGAAGCCAGGGGAGGUGUUCAUAUUGAAGCCUAGAUGUUCAUUACACUCUGGGAAUGCGCACUGCGCACCUACCUAUACAGCACAUUCUGAUUUCAUCCGUGCAUCCAGAGCCAUAUUUAAACAGGCCUCCAGCUCUGGUGCACCUGUCGUUGCUGCCCAUCUUUUCUGGGACGGUGAUGGCCCGUACAACAUGUCAUAGACAGACGAUGCUUGCAGGGUUACCCAACCACAUAGCGCCGGGCGGCCAAACUGACGUUUCUUGAAGGUAUGUAGCUAUCAAUGGAGCAGCAAAUUCAGGGUGAGUCGUCAGGCAAAUACGACGCUACUACCAGCUACCAGCACUUGUUGCUGCUGCGCAGAACUACUGCGCAUCAUCGGGCGAGAGAUAGUGGCCGAAUUGCCAAUAGGAAAGUAUUGGACCUAAUUUUCUGAACAUAAUUAACAAUGGAAAAAAAAUGGUAACCAAAAAAUCUUGUAAGGGACAAUGAGUUUACAACUCAAUUAUAGUGGCAAUGGCAGUUCGGAGCGGGAGGACGCGGGAGGAACUGAUGAGACAGGUGAACACGACUUUGCGCUUAUAAAAGCUGGGGUUUUGGGAUUGAUUUUUGUCUUAGCCACAUGUGGGAAUUUGUGCCUUCUGCAUGCACUUUGGAGGAAGCGCAAGAUGAAUACAAGGACCCAACUGUUCCUUCUGCACCUGUGUUUUGCGGACCUAGUGGUCGCUUUCUUCCAAGUCCUACCGCAGUUCUGCAUGGAGAUUACGCACCGGUUCCGGGGCUCAGAUUUCGUCUGUAGGUCGGUGAAAUAUCUUCAGGUGGUUGGGAUGUUCGCCUCCACAUACAUGAUAGUGGCCAUGACCAUAGAUCGGUACCAUGCGGUCUGCAAACCCAUGGUGUCGUUCUUGAAGGGUUCUUUUAAGAGGUACGUCGCCAUAGGCGCAGCGUGGCUGGUCUCUCUGGCUUUCAGCACUCCGCAACUCUUCAUCUUCUCUCUCCAAGAACUAGAGGACAACCUGUAUGAUUGUUGGGCGACAUUUAUCGAACCUUGGGGUUCUAAAAUAUACAUCAGCUGGAUUACUUUAUCAGUGUUUGUUCUCCCGGUUAUCAUCUUGCUGUACUGCCAGAUUAAAAUAUGCACGGGGAUAUACUUUAACAUGAAGAGAAAGGCGCUCCAGGCUUCCACGAGCGACAGGCGCACGGGCACCAAAGGGGUCUCGAGCGCGAUGUUGAAGACGGUCAAAAUGACAUUCGUCAUCAUUAUGGUCUACUCGAUAUGCUGGAGCCCCUUCUUUGUGGUCCAGUUGUGGUCUGCAUGGAGUCCCAGUACAGCGCCCACAAAUGGUCCACUGUUUGUCAUCAUCAUGCUGCUUGCCAGUCUAAACAGCUGUACCAACCCCUGGAUCUAUCUUUACUACAGCUAGGAGACACUAUGUUGGACUAGCUCUGGCCCAGGGCGCUACUUUCAGCUUCACAGAAGGCUCAGCAUCAGCAAGCCACACAUACAUAACACCAUGGACCAGAGCUAUUGAUGGACCAUGUGGACAAUAUGGGAACUCCUCCUACUCCACUGCUUCACCUUGUACUGUAUGUAGCAUUUCUUUGAUGUCAUUAAGGACCCAUGGUUUAGACACAUGGAAAUAUUUGUAAAUAUCCUCGUUGAUUCAACAUCAAUAUUGGUAUGUCAAGCCGACCAUUUUAGCUCUCAGCAGUAAGCAAAUGUAAUGUAUAUUCUGUCAAGCUAAUAUUCUAUCAGAGGUGCAGGAACUGGAGCAGUAGAACAUUUGAGGUGGCGGGACUCAGUUCCGGUGAGCUCCUGUCCUAAUCAAUCACUGAUUAUCUGGGAUGACUGGCCACCAGAAAAACUAUUGUGAGGAAGGAUAUGGGCAUCGGUGAACAACGAAUGGUUGCUUUGUGAGUAUAAUGUAUAUUCUUAUCACGAUCUGGUCCAUUUAUUUAUUGAUGUGUUUGAGCUCUGACGUGU